AGACGCGUCUCCCCGUACACGAAGGCUGUGUUAACUCGCUGUGUCUCUCACCGUGUCUCUCUCUGUGUCUCUGUUUCUCUCUGUGUCUCUGUGUGUGCAGCACGUGUAGAGUUUGUGCAGCGUCUGAGCCUGGAGACACAUCUCCCUGUACACGAAGGCUGCGUCAACUCGCUGUGUCUCUCACCGUGUCUCUCACCGUGUCUCUCACCGUGUCUCUCUGUGUCUCACUGUGUCUCUGUGUGUGCAGCACGUCUGGAGUUUGUGCAGCGUCUCAGCCUGGAGACACGUCUCCCUGUACACGAAGGCUGUGUUAACUCGCUGUGCUGGAGCGAGCGAGGGGAGCUGCUGUUGUCCGGCUCGGACGACACGAAACUCGUGCUCACGGACCCCUUCAGGCGCAAGGUGGUCGCCAGCGUGCCAUCGGGCCACAAGGCGAACAUCUUCUCGGCGCGCUUCCUGCCGCUGAGCCGCGAGCGAGUGGUGGUGUCCUGUGCGGGAGACGGGGUCAUCGCCCGCACGGACCUCGAAACCUCCCGGCAACUUGGACAGUUCAGCUGCCAUCACGGCACGGCCUACGAGGUGCUGGUGGUGCCAGGUGAGCCUCACUCGUUCCUGUCGUGUGGUGAGGAUGGCACCGUGCGCUGGGUCGACCUCCGCUCACGCACGCAGUGUGCACGCCCCGACUGCACUGAGGAUGUGCUCAUCAGCUGCCGCAGUGCCGUCUCCGCCAUGGCUCUGGACCCCGCUGUGCCGUUCCGCCUGGCGCUGGGCUCAGCCGACAGCGCCGUGCGAAUCUACGACCGCCGCAUGCUAGGCCCCGCCUCCUCCUCCGGCCCCCCCCCGUGUCCCCGCAGCGGCUGCGCGUCCGCGUUGCUGCUCCGCUUCGUGCCCCCGGGGCUGUCUCCGCGGGGACACCGGGUCACCUCGCUGGCCUACAGCGCCAGCGGCUCGCACCUCCUCGUCAGCUACUCGGCGGACAGCGUCUACCUGUUCUCGCCCAACGUGGCGGAGGGCGGAGCGGCUGGCGGUGGCGGAGCGGCUGGGGGUGGCGGAGCCGUGGAGCUGAGGGCUACGUCGACUUCGGCGGCCGGGGGAGCGGAGACGCGGAGACAGGUCUACGCGGAUGUCCCAACACGGACGAGAGAGUCUCGUCCUCUGCCAGUGAAGCGUCUGCGUCUCCGCGGGGACUGGUCGGACACGGGCCCACGGGCACGUCCAGAGAGCGAGAGGGAGACAGCCGGAGACACGGGAGUCAGCCUGAUGCAGCGGAUGUCUGAGAUGCUUUCCCGCUGGUUUGAGGAGGCGAGCGAGGGGGGUGACUCUGGGGGGGGGCGGCGGAGCGAGGGCACGGCCCCCCCUCACCCCCCUCACCCCCCGCACACGCGCCGCGUCGGCCGAGUCUCCGCUGACUCCGUCUCCGCUGUCUCCCUCGUCCGAGGGGUCGUUGUCCGCGCGUCCCCGCGGGAGGCGUGGAGUGACCCCGGCGACUCCACCGCCCACUCUCCUCCCCGCCCCCUCCUCCACCUCCUCCACCUCCUCCACCUCUCCACCUCCUCCACCGCCGCCUCCACCGCCUCCACCACCACCUCCACCACCGCCUCCGCCUCCUCCGCCGUGGCGGCUGCGGCGGUGUCUCUGCUCUCGUCGCCGGACGACGAGGGCUCUGUUGCCAUGGGCGCACCACCGGCUAAACCCGUGGUGCCAGCAGAGACUCGGACAAAGUCAGAUGUAUCCCCAGACUCUCCAUCCAUGGCCGUGAGGAAGCAGCUCCACUUGAUGCAUCUCCACGAUCACUCUGGCAAGCCGCUUACAGCUCACCACUACUCACCACUACUCACCACUACUAACCACUCACUCACUCAACACUCACUCAACGGUGGUGGUGGUGUUGUGGGUGGUGUUGGUGUUGUUCUGGGAGAUGGUGGUGUUGUUGUGGGUGGUGGUGGUGGUGGAGUUGUUGGUGGUGGUGGUGCGACAGUGGUGGAGCCGGUGCUGAAUCUGCACUACAGCACAGAGGGUACCACGCAGAGCACCAUCCAGCUCAGCUUCAGCAGCGAGUGGUCUCAGAGUUCAUUUUCCUUGGGGAGAAGAGCUGAAGAUGAAUCUGCAGCAUCAUCAGCAGCAGCAGCAGCAGCUGCUGAUGAUGAUGGCGAUGAUGCUGCAUCAUCAGUAUCAUCAGUAGCACCAUCAUCAGCAGCGGGAUCAGCAAAUGUUGGUGGUGGUGGUGACGACAGUGAUGAGGAGGCUGCGCCCAGCCCGAACAGAAGCAUCACUCGCAGGAUUGGUAAUCGACAUUUCUCAGUCAAUGACAUCAUCAGGCGCUCAGCUGCAGCACGCAUCCAGGAAGUGUUUCGCCGCCGCAAGGAGAAGAAACAGCAGGCGGAGGAGUUGGAGACUCACGGCGUGGUGAGACCUCGACCCAGCGUCACUUACAGUGGACAUCGUAACUCACGUACCAUGAUCAAGGAGGCGGUGUUCUGGGGUGAGGGCUUGGUGCUCAGUGGCUCCGACUGUGGGCACGUCUUUGUGUGGCACCGCGACUCGGCACGGCUCCUCAUGCUGCUCGAGGCCGACAACCACGUGGUCAACUGUGUCCAGCCUCACCCCUACGAGCCACUGCUGGCUACGUCCGGCAUAGACUAUGACAUCAAGCUGUGGUCUCCGAUGCGCGGCAAGGCCGAGUUCGACCAGAGACUCGCAUCCGAGGUGAUGCAGAGGAAUGCUUUGAUGCUGGAGGAGACGAGAAACACGGUGACGGUGCCAGCCUCCUUCAUGCUGCGCAUGCUGGCAUCACUAAACCACAUUCGCUCUGAUCGCAUGGAGGGUGAGAGGUCAGGCGAGUCCGAGCGGGAGGAGGAAGAUGAGUGAAGGGUUGCUGUGAAUCAAUGGAUUUGACUCCUUUACACUACACUAUACACUACACUAUACACUACACUACUAUACACUACACUACUAUGCACUACACUAUACACUUCACUCUACACUGCACUAUACACUACACUCUACUCUACACUACACACUACACUAUACACUACAUUAUACACUAUACACUAUACUAUACACUA
Petromyzon marinus (sea lamprey) is the source of this 3065-nucleotide messenger RNA. Lineage: Eukaryota; Metazoa; Chordata; Hyperoartia; Petromyzontiformes; Petromyzontidae. The record is from RefSeq and is a predicted model, not a curated record.